Messenger RNA from Ooceraea biroi (clonal raider ant), 10829 nucleotides. It is a transcript of the gene Vgn, whose product is annotated as vitellogenin. Gene Ontology annotation, molecular function: lipid carrier activity. The record is from RefSeq and is a predicted model, not a curated record. Gene Ontology annotation, biological process: lipid transport. Lineage: Eukaryota; Metazoa; Arthropoda; Insecta; Hymenoptera; Formicidae.
GUGAAACACAGCUUUCAUUGAGCGUUUGGUUAGCCACAUAACACCAUGUGGUCCCAUCUUACCCUUCUGCUAAUCGUUGGAGCGGCCGUGGUCGGGAGUGAGCCUGACCAUGCCUGGACUAAGGACAAGGAGUACCGAUAUUCGGUACGAACUCAGACCAUAACGAGCAUAGACAAGGUGGAUAAACAGGGUUCCGGAGUUCUAACGAAGACUGUUCUCGUCGUUCAAGUGAAAUCGCCGGAUGUACUGCGAGCAAAGCUUAUCGAGCCGCAGUAUGCCCAAGUACAUACUCAACAAGGCUGGUCACAAGACUGGUACACCCAGAUCCCAGAACACCAGGUGGAGUUUCGUGAGCUUCCUAUGUCCGGGAAGCCCUUUGAGAUCCACCUAAAGCACGGAACAGUCCGAGAUAUGUUGGUCGACCAGAGUGUGUCGACCUGGGAAGUGAACAUGCUGAAGAGUAUCGUGAGCCAACUGCAGGUUGACGUACAAGGCGAGAACGCGAUAUUGACCAAGUAUACUCAGAUACCCAGCGAUGAGCAGCCGUAUGCCACGUUUACAGCCAUGGAGGACUCCGUAGGUGGCAACUGCGAGGUCCUUUACGACAUCAUGCCCUUCCGAAUAUCCGAAUUUGCUCUGCACGACAAACCGGAUUUGGUACCGUUGCCGCAGUUUCGCGGCGACGGCAACUAUUUCGACAUCAUAAAGACAAAGGAUUACACCAAAUGCGCACAGCAAAGCGAGUAUCAUUUUGGAAUCGACGGCAAAACCCACUUUGGAAAAUGGAGAACCGAUCCGACUGCGAGUCUUCUUGCGAAAUCGUCAACGAGUCGUGUCAUAAUCUCGGGCACUUUGAAGCAGUUCACCAUUCAAUCAUCAGUAACGACAAACGACAUUGUAAUCAGUCCUAGAAUGAACAACGAUUACUUCGGCACUGUCUACAGCAAAGUAAAUCUUACUCUGGCCUCGAAGGAAGAUAUCUCGGAACCAGAAAUACCUUCAUCCAGCAAUUUCGUGUCAACUGGAAAUCUAGUGUACAUCUACAACAACCCAUUUGGGGACAACUUUGGACAAAAACUCAGAUCACGUCGUCCAAGCAUCAGCCGAAAUUCCAUGCCAGUUCAGUCAUCCGAGAGUUCUGACAGUUCCACCGAAGGAAGACACAGAUCAUUAAUGUCAUUAUUGUCGAACGAUCGUCUUCGCUGCAGCGAUAGCAAGCAAGAUGAGCAAGAAGAGAACUUCUUACAAUGUAGACCGAAAUUAGACGAGCCUCCGGAAAAUCCUUUGUUGCCGUAUUUCAUAGGUUUCAACGGCCAGAACAUCCAGAAGUCCGACAAAAUUGACCUGGUGAGAGAUGCUGGGCGUCUGUGCAAAGAGAUAGCCAAGGAACUUGAGAAAUUCGUCGAUGUGGUAUCGAACAGAACGCUGGAGAAGUUUACGAUACUGAUAAGACUGAUACGUCUCAUGAACGUCCAGCAGAUCAACGAUGUGCAGAAAAAUAAGUUUAAUUCCGCAGAGACUCCCAAAUAUUGCUGGGUCGUUUAUCGCAACGCUGUCGCACAAGCCGGAACUGGACCCGCCCUCCUUACUAUCAAACGAUGGAUAAAGGAGGCGAAACUUCAGAACUUGGAAGCGUCACAAGUCAUCUCGAUGAUCCCUAAAGUCGCACGCACGCCUACACCGGAAUACGUCAGAGAAUAUUUCGAACUGAUUAAGGAACCAAUAGUGCAGAAGCAGGCAUUUGUGAACGGCACCGCACCCUUCGCAUUUGCCGAAUUGAUCUUGAAUGCGCAAGUCAGCGAGACGAGAAGAAAAAGUCGCUAUCCGAUACACGCUUUUGGACCCAUGAUUCCCGAGGAUGAUGAAAUGUUGGUCAAAACUUACAUUCCCUACAUGGCGCAACAAUUGAGAGAAGCCAUUCAGAAUAACGAUAGUCCACGAGCGCAGGCGUACAUCAUGGGUCUGGGUAAAUUGGGUCAUCCGCAAAUCCUUUCGGUCUUUGAGCUAUACCUUGAAGGGACGCAACCGGUAUCGAAGCAUCAACGUGUACUGAUAAUUGCCUCGUUAACUGUAUUAGCCGAAAACUUUCCGAAGCUGGCCAGGUCUGUCCUCUAUAAAAUUUACACAAACCCAGAAGAGGCCCACGAAGUACGUAUCGCUGCGAUUUAUUCCUUGAUGAAGACUAAUCCGCCCCUGGUUAUGCUGCAACGCAUGGCGCAGUACACAAAUUAUGACAAGGAUGAGCAGGUAAAUUCCGUCGUGAAAUCCCUCAUAGAGAGUCUCGCUGAGUUGAAUUUGCCAGAAUGGCAGGAAUUAAGCGACAAGGCUCGCAUUGCUAGGAAGCUACUAACGCCCAAAGAGUUCAGUUACAAGCAUUCUCGAGGUUACUUCAAGAACGUCGCUCUACACGCUCUAAGCAAGAUUCAAACGGUCACUCUGCAAACCAUUAGUGACGAAAGUGGCUUGCCCAAGGCUUUGUACUUCGGGAAUCCGUCUGAAGACUUCUUAGGCCACCCGAAGAUGGAAACGGCGUACUUAGUAUCAAACAUCAGACAGUUCUUCAAGACUAUGGAGCAACGAGAAGAUGAGGGAAAAUCGCACGAAAUUGACCAGAUCAUACGCGCGCUCAACAUGCAACCACAAGUUCUAGAGCAACUGGAAGGACUGUGGUUAUAUAACGACAUGUACGGAUCGUUUCUGUAUCCCUUCGACAAUCACACCAUCGAAAGGAUAUUCAAGAUGUUCUUUGAACUGACAAAACAACGCUCGCCGAUGCAGCAGAUGAACCUAAACUCGCUGUACAGCUACGAUAUGACAGUGAACUUCCCGACAGAGACCGGCUUUCCGUUUACCUAUGUAAUGCAGAGGCCGACGUACUGGAAAGUCCAAGCAAGAACGAACCAGGAGCAUCGUUCAUAUUCUUCGGCGAAAAGCAGUGGUGCAUUUGAGUGGGCAUAUGCCAGCAAAACAAUGGCCAGAUUUGGUUUCGUGACGCCUUUCAAACAUCAGUUUUACGCUGCCGGUGUUGACACCGAUUCGCAGAUUAUGGUACCAGUUGCGUACGAAUACGAGAGAAACGUCCCUGAGAAAACUGUGCAGUUUAGAGUCCGCCCAAGCUGGAAGCAAACCGAGUCACAGUCCGAGUUUAAAGUGGCUCACUACGGUGUCGUUCCCUUCACUGCAAGGAUCAAUCUGCUCGAGCUUCAACCCGUGUCGUUCAAUAGGAACAUGCACAUAGCGCGUACGAGCGAUCAGCAGACAACGGAGUACAAUUUUGAUAUGUUCAGAGUCAAAUUCCAACGCGAUGGCAAAUCUUCGAAAUAUUCGAAAGGCUUUAGCGCAUUCAUUAAGCAGUUAUUUAGUUUCCCAAGAGAGGAUGAUACUCGUUACAAAAUGCUCGAUGUAUACCUGAAUAACGAUCAAACAAGGGAUUGGACGUCCAUAAAUCUUGCUUACGAUAGGAAAGAGUUUGAUAUCAAGAGUAAGGACUCUUGGCCAAGCACGAAGGAGUUGUCGACUAUAUUUAAGCCGCAAAUGAGUUCUCAGAAAAGAAGAGACGUAAUGUUGAAGGAAGUCAGCAGAGGUGUUGUAUCGCCUACUGCUCAAGCGGUGGAUUUAAUCAUCGACGUGCCGAACGUUCCGCAGCAGGAAUACAUUGUCACUUUCGGUCUGGCGGAGAGCAGUGCGGACGACAGGCCCAAUUAUCAAACUCUUUUCCAUUUCCAAUCGAUGAAGGAUAAAAAACCCAAUUACGAGGUUUGCUCCCGUGGAUUCAUGGACAUGUCGCAACGCAUUCCACUAGAUUACGAGAAAGCGCUGGAGCGCGUACCAGAGGAGCAGUUCCACUGGCAGAUGGAAUUUGGAACGACUUGCGCGAACGGUAACAGUUUCAACAUCACCGGUACCGAGACACGAACGGAGGAGUUGAAGGAAGCGAUCAUAAACUCCGAGAUAGCCAAAGAAUGCGAGCGCGAAAUGCAACAAGGCAAUAAAGCGCUACGAGCUUGUCAGAAGGCUAAUGCACUCACUGAGCUGAGGAAUCGUUUAUCGAUAUCAUUAGAGAUUCCUGACGAAUUGAUUAACGAGGGCUUUAACACAAUUAUUGAUUCUUUAUCGCGACUACCCGUUAAACAUAAUCUCUUGCAAAACAAUGAGCUGUUGGAGAAACUCUUACUGCAGGAAGAGACCUCUGGAACGCAGAAGAUCAAUUUGGAGCUAACUAUGUCGUCCGAUUUUAAGAAAGCAGAGCUAGCUUUGCGCACUUCGGAAAUGGAUCUCAAACUUCCACCCGUCGACCUUAGCGAGAUAAUAAUAUUGACCAAAGAAGCUGACAGAAUAUGGAAACUAGAAAACGACGAUGUUACGUGCACUAUCGACAAAAACAAGGCGAUUACUUUUGACAACAAGGUGUAUCCGGUGGAGUUGGGAAAGUGCCAGCAUGUAAUGAUGAUCACUCGUCCUUACUGGAAUAAUCCAGCCGUACCGAAAGUGGCUGUUAUAGUUCAAGAAAAAGAUGACGGUAGCAAGAAGCUCCAACUUAUCUUGGGUUCGGAUUCACAGAUUGAUUUGCAGAAAGCAUAUAAUGAUCUUGAAAUUAAGAUCAACAAUCAAAAGAUCAUGCUGCCAUCGCAAGGAAGCUACCUGUACAGAGUGGCUGAUGAAAUCGUCGCCGAGAUUUAUAAGCUACCGGACAAUUCGGUCCGUGUCGACUCGAGAAAGUAUUUCAUGAAUGUCGUGUAUGACGGAGAUCGUGUCCAACUUCAAGUAUCCGACGUUUACCGCAAUGCUAUCCGCGGUCUCUGCGGCAAUUAUGAUUGGCAACCCAGCAACGAUUUCAUGACCUCCAAGGAGUGCGUUCUGGACAAGCCCGAGGAAUUUACUGCCACGUACGCUCUCACCGAACGCAACUGUCAAGGACCAGUCUUGAAGAACAAGCGACGAGCCGAGCAGGCCAAGUGCAUCAAGAUGAUAUAUCGUCAGAGCAACGUCAUAAGUGACAAGGAGGCGGGAAGACCCUGGACUGAGAACAAACAAUGGGGAUACCAUUGGAACCGAGAUCAAGAGAAGACACCACAUUGCACUAUUUAUCGCACCAGGGUAGUGGAGGACAAUGACAAUUUCUGCUUCACCGUGAGACCGCUACCGGAAUGCGCCGCGAAUUGCGAACCUGUAGAAAUGAAGACAAAGCGGGUCCCGGUUCACUGCUUGCCAAAGAAUGAAGCUUCGAUUGAUAUGAAACGUAGAAUCGAGAAGGGAGCUAAUCCCGACAUGAGCCACCGAAGUGUCUCCAAGAUGCACGUCUUCAAAGUCCCUAUUGCUUGCACUGCCGCGGAACUCGGUACUGCGUUCAUUCGAUCACAUAACAUCAUGUGGCUGCGUUUCGCUCUGCUCUUAAUCAUUGGAGCGGCUUUGGCUGACCAUGACCAUGCCUGGGAAAAGGGAACCGAGUAUCGAUACCUUGUGCACAGCCGGACUCUGACGGAUCUGGGAGAGUUAACUAAAGAAUACUCUGGCAUUUUGAUAAAGGGUGAUCUCAUAGUUCAGGCGAUAUCAUCGGACACUCUGCAGGCAGUGAUCUCCAAGCCACGAUAUGCUCGCGUGCACCGACCGCUUCUGGACGGUUGGGAUUCCUGGAUUCCCGUGGAGACAGUGGAACCUCGCGAGCUUCCCAUGUCCGGAAAGCCGUUCAAGAUCAAGCUGAAACACGGAUUGAUCCGGGAUCUGAUGGUCGAGAAAGACACACCCACUUGGGAAAUCAAUCUGUUGAAGAGUAUCAUAAGCCAGCUGCAGGUUGACACACAGGGCGAAAACAAAAUAAGAAGCAGGAGCACUCAAGUACCCGAUGACGAACAGCCGUACGCUAUGUUCAGGGCAAUGGAGGACUCCGUAGCUGGCAAAUGCGAGGUCCUUUACGACAUCAUGCCCUUACCCGAAACUACUCUGCAUGAGAGGCCGGAAUUGGUACCGUUGACGACUCGCGGCGAUGACCACUAUCUCAUCACAAAGACAAAGAAUUACACCAGAUGCGAGCAAAAGAUGCGUUACCAGUUUGGUAUUGGUGGCAAAAUGAAAUGGUCGCAUAUGUCCAAUCCAUCUAAUGCCGGAUACGUUUCGAGAACGUCCAUGAGUCGCAUCGUCAUCUCCGGCAAUCUAAAACGUUUCACUAUCCAAUCAUCCGUGACGGUAGACAAAAUGGUAGCCAGCCAUAAAACGUGGACCGGCACUGUCCACAGCAGGGUAAACGUAACGUUGGAAAAAGUGGAUAAAAUGUCCAACCCUCUGCCCGUGUCCGACGAUGUAAUAUCAACCGGAAAUCUAGUAUACACGUACAACGAUCCGUUCUCCGACGUCAAGAAACACAAGGCAAGCCCGAGCAUCGGACGAAAUUCUUUGCCAGUUAUGUCAUCAGAGAGUCACAGCUCGGAAAGUUCUAGCGAGGAGAGAUACGGUGGCAAGGAUCCUCUGGAUAGCAGCAGCGGUAGCGAUGCCAGCAUCUCGAUUGCCAACAGCAACGAACGCAGCUACUUACGAUCGAAACCUUCAUUAGACCAAGUGCCGGGCAAUGCGCUGUUACCUUAUUUCAUCGGGUAUAAAGGCAAGGUCAUCGAUGAUUCUAAGAAGGUAGACGCGGUGGAAGCGGCCGCGCAACUGAUCAAGAUGAUACCCGAGCAAAUUGAAUACACGCGCGUAGAUAGCAGGUCUCUUGGAUUGCUAGAGAAGUUUACAAUUCUAUCGAAGUUGAUCCGCACUAUGAACACCAAACAGAUCGCCCAGUUGGAAGAAAAGGUUGCCGCAAUUGUGAAAGAGAUCCCGGAUAACUUGGAGGAGGAUUUGAAAAAAUACUUUAGACAAAAUUAUGGGGACGUACUACGCGAUGCACUUACGCAGGCCGGAACUGGACCCGCUUUUAUGACCCUCAGGAGGUGGAUAAAGGAGAAGAAGCUCGAGGGCGCGGAAGCGGCACGUAUCGUUUCAAGAUUACCCAAAACCGUGCGCGUACCUACGGCGGAAUAUAUCCAAGCAUUUUUCGAAAUGAUUACCCAACCGGAAGUGAUGCAACAGAGAUUCUUGAACACAACCGCCCCGUUGGCGUUCGCGGAAUUGGUCUUCUAUGCCCAGAUUAGCGAGACAGAGCAGUACAAUCGCUACCCGGUGUUUACUUUCGGUCGCAUGGUCCCGAAAGAGGAUCGAGCUGUAGUCGAAACUUACAUUCCCUAUAUGGCCAAGCAACUCAAGGAAGCCAUCAAGGACGGCGAUAGUCCGCGAAUACAGACGUACAUUUUUGCUUUGGGUAACUUUGGUCAUCCGAAGAUCCUCUCGGUCUUUGAACCGUAUCUGGAAGGCACGGUGCCGGUAUCAAACUUCCAACGUAUGAUGAUGGUUCUCUCGUUGAACAAGCUAGCCGAGACCAACCCGAGAAUGGUCAGGUCCGUUGCCUACAAGAUUUAUUUAAACGUGAGGGAAGCUGAUGAGGUGCGCACUAUGGCGGUCUUUAUGGUAAUGAAGACCAACCCUCCUCUAACUAUAUUGCAACGCAUGGCAGCAUUCACCAACUAUGAUGACAGCAAACAAGUGAAUUCCGCUGUCAGGAACAUUAUAGAGACACUCGCUAAUUCUAAGAUGGAAGAACCGCAGUGGCAAGAUCUCGUUAACAAGGCGCGCAUCGCCAAGGACCUAUUGAAACCUCAGAAAUACGAUGAAAAGUAUUCUCAAGCUUUUUUCAAGAAAUUCGCAAUGGAAAAUGUCAUUUACAAAUUGGCCAUGUUCGUUGUCGGUAGCGACGACAGUUAUCUACCCAAAGCUGAAUUUCUCAACCUGGGCAUCUCUUAUGGUGCCUUUAAUCUGCCCACCAGUGAAGUGGGAUACGUAGUAUCAAGCAUGAAACAGUUCUUAGCUAUAUGGGAUACGCUAGAGAAUGACGAUAACAAUGAGCAGCCGAAACCAUCGAUCAUUGAAGAGAUCGUGCGUGCACUUGAUAUUCAACCAGAAGAUCCGCAGCAGUUGGAAGGAAACAUCUUCUGGAACAGCUUCUACGAUGGGCGAUUUUAUCCCUUCGACAAUCACACGAUUGAAAGAAUAGUCGAGACGUGGAGCAAGAAAUUCAUGAAAGCGAUGGAACCCGGGCUGUUCCAACCCAAGAAUAUAAACCACCUGGAGAGCUUUGAUAUAACGGUAGGAUUCCCAAUGGAGAGCGGCAUGCCGUUCAUCUAUACCUUCGAGGCGCCGAGAAUGAUGAGGCUCAGCGGUGAAGGAAAGUUUAACAUAAAACCACAGGAGGGCUUUACUACGAACUUGAACAUUGCGGGACACUUAGUAAUGGCCGAAAACAUCCUGAACAGAGUCGGUUUCAUGGCACCCUUCGAGCAUCACGAGUACAUCGCCGGUGUCGACGAGGGUUGGCAACUGUUCCUGCCAAUCGGCUUUGAAGUCAAAUUUGAACCCGCACAGAAGAAUAUCCAACUGAAGCUGCAUCCGGACAACUACUAUAAAUAUGGCCUUGACAUGAUAACGUUUGGCGCUAGCAUCAUUCCAUACACCUCGAGCUACGACAUCCUUCAACUUCAACCUGUAAUUCUCGACAAAGGCACGAAGAUCGCGUAUAGCAAGAAACCGCAGAACAUAGAAUUAAAGUUGAUAGACAAUAUCCAUGUUAUGAUGAGCAGCGAUUUAAUCGAAGAAGAGGAAAACAUUGACUUCGAGUCUCGAUACGAGUUGUUGACUAGACUUGUCGGAGAUAAUGCCAAUUAUAAGGUGCUCAACAUAGUACUGAAAUCUUUGCCGGGUGAAAUAAACGUCAGUUUCGAUGUCGUUGAGACUGACGCCAACAGUAAGGGAGAUCACGAAACAUGGCCAACCCUGCCCGCGAUGGUUGACAAACAACCGGACAGCGAGGCGAGAAGGCAGCAGUUCCUAAAAGAAGUUAGCAAGGAUAUCAAUUCAGCCACCAACUACAUUGUUGACGUAGACGUCUCCCUUCCAGCUGUGAUGCGAAAUCGUGAAAUUUUCACCAUCGGCAUCUCGGAGAGCAACGUAGAUGACAAGACUCGGGGUCUUCUCUUUUGGAAACAGAUGCCGAAAUCUGAGGAAAACCCAGAGAGUGACGCAAUGGAGUUGUGCGCCGCCGGAUUGAUGCGAUCAACGCGAGACAUCCUUCUGGAUCCUGAGAAAGCGCUCAAGCGUAUACCGACGGACGAACUCAACAUGGAGAUGCAGAUUGGAAAGACUUGCGAGGAUGGUCUGCAGAUUAGAAUCGAAGGAAACAUGACGCGAAGCGACGAUCUUAAAGAGGUGAUAAUGGAUUCCGAGCAGGUCGAGAAAUGUCGGCAUGAGAUGAAACGAGGCAACAAAGGGAUGCGAGCUUGCCAAGAAGUUAUUGCGCUAGCCAACAUGAAGGAUCAUGGAAUACUGUCAAUGGAUAUUAAAUCAGAACUUAUCAGAGAUAUGAUGAACCAGCUUAUCCAGUUUGCCAGUCAAAAGCUUCUCUCCGACGAAAGCGUAGAGGUAGUAAGCUCGAAGAACGAAAGGAAGACAAUCGAUCUGGAAGUGAAACUAGCGCCUGAUUUUGAAACUGCAGAGGCCACGCUGCGUACAGCGGGCGUCGACAUUAAAUUCGAUCCGCUCGAUCUUUCUGAAACAGCAUUAUCCUCGGUCGAAAACAAAAUUGACGAAUGGUUGGAGGAAGAAGAAGAGCCUGAGACCUCGUGCACUCUCGACAAAACCGAAGUUCUCACUUUCGACAAUAGGAGCUAUCCCGUAAAACUGGGAAAAUGUUGGCACGUAAUGAUGACCACUUACUCAAAGAGAAAUCCUGAGAAUCCGAAUGAGUUCUUCCCCAUCCCGGAAGAAAUGCAGUUGGCUGUUGUGGUCCAAGAUACGGACGACAAUCACAGGCAGGUUCGCAUGAUCAUGGGUGACAACAAACUUGAAAUGCACAAAUCGGGUGAUCAUGUGGAAGCUACGCUUAACGGAGAGAAAGUGCCCUUCUCGCAGUAUAAGAGCUAUCGGGUAAAGGAAGAUGACGAAACCAUCAUCGAAAUCUUUGAGUUGCCGGACGGGUCAGUCAGAGUCAUGUCAGAAAAGUAUGAAAUGAAUGUCGUGUAUGACGGAGAACGUGUUCGACUUGAGCUGUUCGAUGAGUAUCGCAACGAUAUUCGUGGUCUUUGCGGCAACUAUGACGGGCAGCCCGACAACGACUUUAUCACUCCCAAGAACUGCAUCUUGAAAGAUCCGGAAGAAUUUACCGCUACGUACGCCAUGACGAAGGAUUCCUGCGAGGGUCCUGCUAUGGAGAACAAACAGAAGGCCGAGAAGUCCAAGUGCAUUCGAAUGCGUAACCUACAGAGCAACGUCAUUAGUGACAGAGAAGCGGGAAGACCUUGGAUCGAGAACAAAAAGUGGGGCUAUCAUCACGAACAUCUGGAUGCAUCUGGAAAACGCUGCACCUUCUAUCGCACGAAGAUCGUGGAGGAAGGUGAUGAGAUCUGCUUCACUACCAGACCGUUGCCGAUCUGCGCCGAAGGUUGCAAACCGACCGAAAUGAAGACGAAGAAAUAUCUACUUCAUUGCAUGCCGAAGAACGAAUCGUCGAUGCACUUGAAGAAGAGAAUUGAGAAAGGAGCUAAUCCGGACAUGACUCAAAGAUCAGUCUCCAAGUCGCAUUCCUUCGAAGUUCCUCUUAGCUGCAGCGCCGCGUAAUUCGAGAAUGUUCACAUGUUACGGACGUAUGGCUUUUCCUAAUUUUGUAUCUUUUGUCUGCGAAUCGAAUAGCAUGUCUCUUUUGUAAUUUUGCAAACGAUGAUAGAAAUAAUAACUGAUUAUUUCGAACAAUA